Molecule: messenger RNA, 2083 nt
Organism: Petromyzon marinus (sea lamprey)
Lineage: Eukaryota; Metazoa; Chordata; Hyperoartia; Petromyzontiformes; Petromyzontidae
Gene: NUB1
Product: negative regulator of ubiquitin like proteins 1
Biological process (GO): regulation of ubiquitin-dependent protein catabolic process
Molecular function (GO): protein binding
Source: RefSeq, a predicted model, not a curated record
AACAUUUUCACGAAAGCAAGUUGCACGAUCGACGCACAAUGUACCAACGUUUGCAGUCUGUACCCAUUGGCCCACGGAUGGGUAUGAGCCAUGCUUACUUUGCCUCCCCCCCCAGAUACACAAGCACAUGCAGUAGCUGGAGGAGAGGGUGAGGAUGGAACGAGUUGUCCGUGACGCCCCCCACUGCUGAGCUGCUCCAAAAAUAUCCUCAAUUUCACCAUUUCGUUCCACAGAUGGAGGCAGGCUCUCUCCUGGAGGAGCACUUGCAGGUGCGUGUGCGGGAUGCUCUCAGGAGGGACGGGGUGAAGCUGUGGCUUGAGCCUUACACUGACAGUGGAGGAGCUGGUGCUGCCUUGGAGGAGCUGGGAGCACGGUACAGCUCUGAGCUGAGUGCGGAGCUGUCAAUGGUGCUGGGAAGCCUGGAGACGCUGCGCUUGCAUGCCCUGCGGAGGCUCCAUGAGCAGGCUGCCUUCAAGCAGUCCGGCGUCGCCACUAUCCGAUACCGCAUGGCCAGACCUGGGGGUGGCCGACUUGAGACGGGGUCACUCGAAACGAGGCUCGACAUCACAGGCCAGCAGCUCAAGGCAACAAUAGGCCAGCUGUGCGAUAUCCCUUCUGUCAACCUGAAGCUUAUAUCCGCUGGCCGCAUCAUAGAAGAUGGCCGGAGUCUGCAGGAGCAAGGUGUUCGCCCUGCCGCCCAGAUCAUGGUUGUGCCUUUAAUGCUGACGGAGCGCCAGGCUCAUGAGAACGAGGAGCAGCAGCUGAGGCUGGCACGAACACGGCAGGGUGCACAGCUUCUGGCCGACAUAGAUGAUGACAUGGAAGCUCCAGCCAACACACCAUAUCUGCAGAUUGCUGAUCAAAAGGGGAACCCCAUUCAAAUCCCCCAGCAAGAGAAAAAGGCUCUCAUGCUGGCCAUGUCGCUGCACGAGAAGGGCCGUGCAAUGCUGAAGCGGGGGGAGCAUUCAUCCGCCCUGCUGCUCCUGCUGGACGCCGACCGGGAGUUCAAGCAGUGCCGCUCGGAGCUGCUGUCGGCCGUAGACAACUUUGCGGUGCUGUGCCUGGACGUGGUGUGGGCCUACCUUCGCCUGCAGAGCCUCGACGCGCUGCCCGAUGCCCACGACCGCCUGGUGUCGGCGCAAGCCACGCUCAACAAGUGCUACGGGGUCAACCUGGAGAGGCUCUACUCCCUUAAGGGGAGCAGCGGGCGUGAGCAGGCACUCUUCCUUCGUCUGUACCUGCUGCAGGGCAUCGUGUGGUAUCAUCAGGGUAAUUCUGAGCAGGCAAUACAUCAUCUCAGCCAGGCAGAGACGCUGCUGUCGCGGCUGGCUGUGGACGGGGAGAAGUUGGCCCACCUCGUGUCUCUGGGUUUCACGCCUCAGGAGGCUCGUCUGGGGCUGCGGGCUUGUGAGGGAAACUUGGAGAUGGCUGCCACACACGUCAUACAGAGACGGGAGGAGCGGCGGGCGAUGCGCGAGCGCGAGCGCGAAGAGAGGCGUCAGGCACGCCGCGUGCGCCGCUACGGCCGCACGGCGGGAGGCCACUGGGUGGACACGGAGUCGCUGCGCAAUCUCAGGGCCAUGGGAUUCGCGAGCCGCACCGCCGCAGAGGCCCUCCGGCAGGCCGACAACGACGUUCACCACGCUCUGCAGAUUUUGGAAGACCACCCAGAGUUACUGGCUCUGUCGGACAAUGACGCAGAUGAAGAAUCUGUAGAGGUUACUGAAGAGCUCCUCCUCCAGGUGAUGGCGCUCGGGUUCGACUACGAGAUGGCAGAGAGAGCUCUGCGCAGCGCGCGCGGGAAUCUUCAGCGUGCGGUGGAUACUCUCGUCACGUCCGGAGGGGUGCUGCCCCCCUCCACAUCUUCCUCUUCCUCCUCAUCAUCAGCCACCACUCCCACAGACGGAAGGGUGAGGACAGAAGAAGAAGCUCGCAGUGAACGCGAGGCAAUGGAAGAGGUGACAGCAGAUGUCCCGGAGCAUGAGGAAGACUAUCUGGACAGUACCCUGCAGGAAGAGGCCGAGAUCCUGCAAACGUACCAGACCCUUCUAGCACAAGCUCGCACACCCUGACACAAGGUAAA